GCUCAAGAGCGCUGACACGACCAACUGGCAAGGAUCCCAAUGGUUCGACCAGUGGUCCGUUGCUGACCGGCGGACAACCUGGAAUUAUCGAGGUGCCAGCAAAGCGCAAAGUGGCAUCUUAGGUCCCCGAGAAGGUCACAUCUGAUUUCAAACAGUCCAUCUGGAGCUUUGCCAAUUUAGGAUACCUUGCCCAUCAUCUUGAGGUCCCUUUGCCACCAACAUCUCGUGCCUGUUGGUCUUCUCUUCCCUUCUUCUCCAAGACAACCUUUAGAGCGUUUGCGAUAAUCAGCUUCAUCCACACGCUUCUUCACACACCAUGGUCCUUCUUAAGAGCUUGGUGGUAGCCAGCUUGGCUGCUGCCGUGGCGGCCAAGUCUGCCGUCCUCGACCUUAUCCCCUCCAACUUCGACGAUGUCGUCCUCAAGUCCGGCAAGCCAACCCUCGUCGAGUUCUUUGCGCCCUGGUGCGGUCACUGCAAGAACCUCGCCCCCGUCUACGAGGAGCUUGCUACCGCUCUGGAGUACGCGAAGGACAAGGUCCAGAUCGCCAAGGUCGACGCCGAUGCUGAGAGAGCGCUGGGCAAGCGUUUUGGUGUCCAGGGCUUCCCCACACUCAAGUUCUUUGAUGGCAAGAGCGAGCAGCCGGUAGACUACAAGGGCGGACGUGAUUUGGACAGCCUGUCUAACUUCAUUGCCGAGAAGACCGGCGUCAAGGCCAGGAAGAAGGGUUCUGCUCCAAGCCUCGUUAACAUCCUUAACGAUGCCACCAUCAAGGGCGCCAUUGGCGGCGACAAGAACGUCCUGGUUGCUUUCACUGCUCCCUGGUGCGGCCACUGCAAGAACCUCGCUCCUACCUGGGAGAAGCUCGCCGCUACCUUCGCCAGCGACCCGGAGAUCACCAUUGCCAAGGUUGAUGCCGAUGCGCCUACCGGCAAAAAGUCCGCCGCCGAGUAUGGCGUUUCCGGUUUCCCCACGAUCAAGUUCUUCCCCAAGGGAAGCACUACCCCCGAAGACUACAACGGCGGCCGCUCCGAGGCUGAUCUCGUCAAAUUCCUGAACGAGAAGGCCGGUACCCACCGUACCCCCGGUGGUGGCCUUGAUACCGUUGCUGGUACCAUUGCUGCCCUCGAUGAGAUUGUUGCCAAGUACACCGGCGGCGCCUCCCUGGCUGAGGUUGCUGAGGAGGCUAAGGAGGCCGUCAAGAGCCUGAAGAACUCUGCCGAGCUCAAGUACGCCGACUACUACCUCCGCGUCCUCGACAAGCUUAGCAAGAGCGAGGGCUAUGCCACUAAGGAGUUUGCCCGUCUGGAGGGCAUCCUCAAGAAGGGUGGCCUUGCCCCGGCCAAGGUUGAUGAGCUUACCGUCAAGGUCAAUGUUCUCCGCAAGUUUGUUGAGAAGGCGGCUGAGGAGGCUAAGGAGGAGCUCUAAAUGCACAGCUAAUCGCUCAGCACCCCUUGAAGUUGUAGCUGGCUGCUUGUAAUAAUAGAUCCAAUUCUGAAUAAAUGAAUGUUUGGUCCUAACGCAUGUUUCGCCAACUCGUUGCGGAAGUGACAGUGAAGGAGAGACAUGUCUUAGCUGAUCAACAUAAUCAUGGCAUACUGUACGUUAACUGCUGUACCCGCGUAAAUAUUAGUUUACACGCCUGCUAUGUAUAAGACCCAAACUCCAUCAUCCUAAAAUGUCUUAGCCCACACAUGACUCUCGCUGAACCCGA
This is a messenger RNA of Neurospora crassa OR74A, 1712 nucleotides long. RefSeq names its product protein disulfide-isomerase tigA (gene erp38). The transcript is spliced from 2 exons. Gene Ontology annotation, biological process: protein folding. Gene Ontology annotation, molecular function: protein disulfide isomerase activity. NCBI's taxonomy places the organism in Eukaryota, Fungi, Ascomycota, Sordariomycetes, Sordariales, Sordariaceae. Gene Ontology annotation, cellular component: endoplasmic reticulum. Bases 317 to 1426 code for a protein of 369 amino acids. The record is from RefSeq and is a predicted model, not a curated record.